This is a messenger RNA of Propithecus coquereli (Coquerel's sifaka), 1163 nucleotides long. It is a transcript of the gene CCDC127, whose product is annotated as coiled-coil domain containing 127. The transcript is spliced from 3 exons. Lineage: Eukaryota; Metazoa; Chordata; Mammalia; Primates; Indriidae. The record is from RefSeq and is a predicted model, not a curated record. The coding region runs from base 80 to 862 and encodes 260 amino acids.
GACUGCGCAGAGCGGGCCCGCGGACUGCAGCGUUGGGGGUACGCGGGGCUUCCGCGCUCCCGGCCCUAGGUACAUCUCUAUGAAUAACUUAAAUGAUCCUCCAAAUUGGAAUAUCCGACCUAAUUCCAGGGCUGAUGGCGGUGAUGGAAGCAGGUGGAAUUAUGCCCUGUUGGUUCCAAUGCUGGGAUUGGCAGCUUUUCGUUGGAUUUGGUCUAGGGAGUCCAAGAAAGAAAUAGAAAAAGAGAGAGAAGCAUACCGUCGGAGAACCACUGCUUUCCAGCAGGAUCUUGAAGCCAAGUACCAUGCUAUGAUCUCAGAAAAUCGGCGUGCUAUUGCUCAGUUGUCUUUGGAACUUGAAAAGGAACAAAACAGAACGACCAGUUAUCGAGAAGCCCUUAUCUCUCAGGGGCGCAAGUUGGUAGAAGAAAAGAAGCUUCUGGAACAGGAACGGGCCCAGGUGAUGCAAGAGAGAAGGCAGCUGCAGCCUUUGAGGACUGCGUAUCUGAGCUGCCUGGAGAAGGAGGACGACUGGCAGAGGAGAGCCAAGCUUCUGCUGAAAGAGUUUGAAGACGCUCUCAGAGAAAGGCAGGGCAUCUACUGCAGUCUGUUUCUCCCUCGCCACAGGCGACUGGAGUUAGAGAAGAACCUACUGGUGCGAGCAUCCACGGACCCAGUUGCUGCUGACCUAGAGAUGGUAGCUGGUCUGACUGACAUAUUUAAGCAUGAUACGUAUUGUGGUGAUGUCUGGAAUACCAACAGACGCCAAAACGGGAAACUCAUGUGGCUGUACCUCAAAUACUGGGAACUAAUUGUCGAACUGAAAAAGUUCAAGGGAGUGGAGAAAGCCAUACUAGAAAAGUAAGACAAGCGUGAGGUGAAACUUCUUUUCGGGGCUCAAGGCCAGCUGUCGCCGUGCAUUCUGGGCAUCCAGCGUCUUCUGUGCAGUGCUCCCUGUGUUGUGACCUCCACUCCCGCCAUGCUCCGUGAGCAGAAGCACAGCGAGGCCUCAGAGACAGAAGGCUUCCUCCUCCAUCCGCUGCAGCUGUACAGAUAGAGUUUCCCUGAAGAGCUUUUUAAGCUACCGGUAUUUUGUUAAGCAGUAUAGUAUAAUCUCAUAUUUUAGUUCUAGGGUAAAAAUGGGUUUUUUAAAAAGUCAAAUACAA